AUGGCUAGCAAAGAUGGUGGGUGUGAAACCGUUAUUCUGGUUAUAGUUGGUCCAACAGGUGCUGGUAAGAGUUCCACUGGUAACACCAUCUUAGGAAGACGUGAGUUUGAGUCGACAUUGUCAUCUGUGUCAAAGACAAGAUAUAUUAAAUGGGGUAAACGUGCUAUUGGAGAUCGAGACGUUGUGGUGAUCGACACCCCCGGCUUGUUCGAUACUCACGAGGAAAUGACUCCAGAAAUGCUAGCCACUGAAAUAUCGAAAUGUAUCGGUAUUGCUAUGAGUCAAGGUGUCGGCCUUGAUGCAAUUAUUUUAACAAUGAGUGCUGAUCAGCGCAUGACAAAGGAACACAUGCAUACAAUUUUGUAUCUCCGAAAACUGUUUGGUGAAGAGAUGAUGAAAUACGUAGUGUUACUUUUUACCAGAAAAGAUCGACUUGACGAGGAUGAUACGUCAUUGGAUGAGUAUUUGUCCGACGUCCCACAGUUUCUUGCUGAUCUAUUGGACGAGUGUGAUUGUCGUGCCAUAGCGUUCAACAACAAGACUAAAGAUGUUGAAGUCAAAGAGCGUCAAACUGCUGAACUGUUGCAAAUUAUUGAGAAGCUGAAAACGGUAAACGGUGAUAAGCCUUCACUAGCAACUUAA
Molecule: messenger RNA, 642 nt
Organism: Saccoglossus kowalevskii
Lineage: Eukaryota; Metazoa; Hemichordata; Enteropneusta; Harrimaniidae
Product: GTPase IMAP family member 9-like
Molecular function (GO): GTP binding
Source: RefSeq, a predicted model, not a curated record